AUGGUAAAACCUGAGUUCAGAAUUUAUUCUUUUCCUUCAAGUGAGACAAUUAAACCAAGAAUUCCAUUUUCUGAAGCUCCCUGUUCCAAUUGUACAAAUAAAAGUUACGAAUGUAAUUGUAAUGCAAUAAAAGAAGGCUUAGGAAAGUAUGGAGGUUACACUAUUAAAGAGCUUGAUUCUUUAAAGUCUCAGUUGGAUUCAGUGAGGAAUGAGCUUGACCUUAUUGAUAUUAAUGUAUGGCAGUCUUUCACAAGAACAACUAACAUUGCUCAGGACGUAAUUUAUAAACUUAGAGAUGUGCCUAUUGAAUUAGCAACUACAGGAUGGUGUAAGUUAUAUGAAAUACUUCACUACUUUAGGUGGCACGAGUACAUGAAUGAAGCUGAAUAUCAUAGUAUGCACUUAUGUGAAUGCCCUGGCGGGUUCAUUUCUGCUUUGAACCAUUAUAUACACUCUAAUGUAAUAAACAAACGCCAGAGAUUAGGCUCCUCAAAAUUACACUGGGAAUGGAAGGCAAAUUCAUUAAAUCCCUAUUUUGAAGGUAACAAUCCUAAUUCUAUUUUGACUGAUGAUAUAAUAUAUAGAGAUACUUAUAGAGCAUGGAAUAUGGGGGCGGAUGAUAGUGGCGAUAUUACUAAGUUAUGUAAUAUUGACUACAUAUGGCAAAGGACAUCCAAGAAUACCAAAAGCUGUUGGUUGGCAGAUUUGGUUACUGCAGAUGGUUCUCUAGAUAUUCAAUAUAACCCAAACGAUCAGGAAAAAUUAACAUCUUCCAUUCAAUAUUGUGAGACUGUUUGCGCAUUGGGAAUUCUUAGAAAGCACGGUUCUUUUAUUAUUAAAUGCUUUAAUAUCCUCCAUCAUACAACUAUAUCUAUUAUCGCACUUUUAUGCUAUUGUUUUCAAAAUGUCCACAUUGUUAAACCGGUUAUGAGUAAAGGUGGUAGUGGAGAGAUAUAUAUUGUGGCAAUGGAUUUUCAGGGUAUCAGAUCCGUUCUGUUAAAGGCUUUGAUAUCUCAUUUUCAAGGAAAUAGGGAUAAAUUUGAUGAAAUUUCUCUAUUUCCAAGAGAUUGGCUUCCAGAAGAAUUUAUUGAGCAAUGCAUCACUGCAGCAACACUAUUUUCAAGGUGGCAAAUAGAUCAUAUUGCCCAUAACCUCUUAAAAUUCAAAUCUUCUAUUGUCAAUGAUCCAAGUUAUAAAAAAAUGAAAUUUUUGAAUUUUGAAUCGUUAAAUUCAACAUGUAAUAAUCUUGAUGAGUCAAACAAUGUUAGUGAGCAAAACAAAGGCGAACUUUUCAAGGAACGUUAUUUAUUUGAAUGUGCAAUAAGUAAAAGGGAGAAGCGAAUUUUUGCACUUGAAUAUAUACAAAACUUGGGUAUAAGUAGUAUUCCAACAUCACAAUAUAUCCUUCCAAAUUUACAACAUAGAAAAGAGUACUUAAAUUCCACAAGUUUGAGUAGAAGGGGAGGUGAUAGGAACCGUGUUCAAGGAAUAUUUAUUGAUAGAAAAUAUGCAUUUCAGCAAUACAUGAAACUUCAAGAAACUAGAAACAAAUUUUAUUUCCCAAGUAUGUCUUUCUUCAAGCUGGUUUCUUCUAGAAAUAUCAAUUCAUUUAACAAAAAGUUGUUAUUUUUCAUUGAUGAGAUCGUUAAUCAAAAUGAAAAUAUUGAUUCAGAAAGUAACAGUAAUGGAUUAAAUGACGGUUUAUCAAGAAUUCCUCUUAAGAAGGUGGAUAUUGAAUUAAAUUUUACACAAAUACUCCCAAAGGAAAGGCUCCCUAAAAAAAUUUCUCCAAAAUGGUUUGUUUGGUCAAAAGAAGAUAUUGCUUACCAAAGGCUUAUUGAUAGACUUAAAUCACAAACAUAUAUGUUUGAAUCUGAAAACUUUUUUAAAAAAGUUCAAGAUUUCACGUGUGUUUCCCUCCAAAUGUCUCCUUAUUGCGACGAAGAUUUGAUUCAAAGAUUUUGUGAGACUAUAACUGCUAUUAAUUCUCCAAUCAAAAAAAUAACUUUUGGUAUUGACGCUUGUGUUCAUAAUGAAUUCUAUAACAACAUACUAAGAUGGACAACAAUUCCAUUUGAUACAUCUGAACUUUUAGACCAAAAAGAAAAUAACAGUGUUAUUUAUUCAAGCAUUCAUGGAAAUAAAUUUGAAAUGAACUAUCAACAAGAUAGCAUAUUAAAUUCCAAUAUAAUUGAUGAUUUACCUCUUUAUUGCCAAAUUCCUGCAAACAUUCAUAUUUUGGGUUUAUUUGAAACUAUUAGAGAGUUAAAACGAUCAGAGUGUAAUGAUCAAUGUACAAUAAGUGAAUAUUUAGGAAAAAUAAAAAAUUAUGUAGAAAUUUAUAAUGGAGUGGCAUAUCAUGAAGUUCUUGAAGACCAUAGUAAAUUUCCAUUAACAUUUUUAUUAAAUAUAGAUUCAAAAUCUCACAAACAUGGCACAAUAAUCAUUAUCUCAGAUGAAGAAACUGAUGAAUUAUACAAAGAUACGAACAAAACUAAAUUUAAUAGGUGCAAUGAUUUAACCUUUAUCGAUAUAAGCAAGGAAUUUAAAUACUGUAAUCAAUACAAACAAAUAAUAAAUGCAAUUACUGAGGAUUAUAAUAUUAAGAAAAAUGAAUAUGAUUUGAUUUACAUUGAUUCUUACUGGCAUUUAGUCCCUACAUUUUCUUUAGGGCAAUUUGAAGUUGAGGAAAGUUUUAAUCUUGUGACAAAUAUCAUGAUUGCUUUGAAUCUUAUAAAAUUUGGUGGUAAUAUUAUUAUUUCACUUAAGACAGCCUUAACUAGAUUUACAGCUGGAAUAAUAAUUGUGUUAAGUUCUGUCUUUGAUAAAAUUGCAUUAAGCAAACCUUAUUCCUCUUCUUCGCCUUGCUAUUCAAAUUUUUAUCUAAUUUGUUCUGGAUUUAACGAUAAUUCAAAUACACUUUCUAGACACUUUUUCCAAUUUCUAUGGGAUGUUUACUCAAUAAAUAAUAGAGAAAAUUCUUCGAUGGUCCAAUGUGUCCCUCCAACUUUAUUUGCUUCAGAUAACUUUCUUCAUUGGUUGAAGGAAUUUAAUAAUGAAGCAAUUUUGUGUGAUAUUGAGCUUUUAGAAGCAGUGAUUGAACAACAAGAAUCUUCAGAUAAUCUUGAGCCAUCCGUUUUAGAUGGUGGAAAGAACCACAAAGAUUCGGAAUACUCUUCGAAUUGGGAAGAUUUCCCCAAUAGAGUUAGAAUCCAACGUGAAAUCUUGAGAUAUAUAUUAAUCGGGGGAAAUAGUUUAAGCUCCGGUGAGAAUUUCUUAAGUUUUAAUGGAGAAACGAUUAAAAGUGAUGUUAUACCCAAACAUAAAGAAAUACAGGAAACUUCUCAUAAUAUUGAUGAAAAAAAUCUGGACCAAUUCGAUGUGAAAAUUCUUCAAAAUGAUGACUCGUUUUCCAAUUUUACAGAACAAAUUAAUGUUCAACUUGAGGAAUUUAAAAGCAACAGAAAUAUUGAUCCUUUUGAAGACCGAGCUGGUUUAAAUGAAGAAAUAGAUGUCUUCUGCAUUACACCAGAAAUUGAACCAAAUGACCCAUUUGAUCAUAAAUAA
This is a messenger RNA of Cryptosporidium ubiquitum, 3567 nucleotides long. RefSeq names its product RNA methylase. The transcript has a single exon. The record is from RefSeq and is a predicted model, not a curated record. Lineage: Eukaryota; Apicomplexa; Conoidasida; Eucoccidiorida; Cryptosporidiidae. Gene Ontology annotation, cellular component: cytoplasm; nucleus. Gene Ontology annotation, biological process: 7-methylguanosine mRNA capping. Bases 1 to 3567 code for a protein of 1188 amino acids. Gene Ontology annotation, molecular function: methyltransferase cap1 activity.